GUGCUGCAGGGCCAAAGCUCUCCUGGUGACCUGCUUCUUGUUAACUGAAGGAGAGAAAAAGUCAGUCACUCACAAAGAGGAAGGAAGAGAGCUCGACUGGACUGAGUGAACAAGUGCUCACCAAGGGCUGCAAUGGGACAGACGUCUUUUCUGCUCUUGCUGAUCUCACUGCUGUGCUGCAGGACCGAAGGAGCUCGUCUGACUGUGAGUCCCAGCAGCUCUCAGCUGUUUAAAGACGAGUCUGUCUCUCUGAGCUGUGAGGACGACAGCUCUGCUGGAUGGACGCUGAGGAGGAACACAACCAGAGAAACCAGGACUCAGUGUGACGACUGGGGAAAACCUGCUGGUUCUUCCUGUAAGAUCAGCCACGUCCUCCCAUUGGACAGUGGAGUUUACUGGUGUGAGUCCAGAGAGGGAGCAACCAGUAACACCAUCAGCAUCACUGUCACUGGUGGACCAGUGAUCCUGCAGAGUCCUGUCCUCCCUGUGAUGGAGGGACAUGAUGUCACUCUGCACUGUAAACCACAGACCCCUCCCUCCAACCUCACAGCUGCUUUCUAUAAAGAUGGCUCCCUCAUCAGCACUGAGCCUACAGGUCACAUGACCAUCCACCAUGUUUCCAAGUCUGAUGAAGGCCUCUACAAGUGUCACAGCAGCCGUCACGGAGAGUCUCCACCCAGCUGGAUCUCUGUCUCAGGGAAACCCACCACUACACGUCCUCCGACAUCCACCUCCACCUCUGCUCCCCCCCCGUCACCAUCAGCUCCUCUUCUCUUUUUGAUGUGGUCUGUUCCAUCUUUCUGUGUUCUGGUUCUACUGGUUCCACUGGUUCUACUGUUGAGAUGGUGUGUUCGGAGGAAACAUAAAGCUGCUGAAGAUGACAUCACAGAUGACAUCACAGAUGACAUCAAAAUAUCCCGUCACCAACAACAGCCAAUCAGACGAAGCAGAGAGUUUCCAGCAGAGCCAGAGGUCGUCUACUCGUCACUGAGGUCGACCUUCACACCUUCACACCAGUCCGAGCGCUGACGUCCAGCUGGCCUGUAACUGGUCCCCAGAGCCCCUCACACCUCAGUGCAUCCAUGUGUUUUACUUCUCAUUCUUAAAUGUUGAAGCUAAAUUAGACUCAUGCAGCUUCAUAGACGAAAAGGUCAAAUGUAGAGCAUGUUUUAUGUUUUUAGUGAAAUAUCAGUGAAAUAAAAAAACUAAAACUAAAGAUUUAAAUAAAUAGUUAAUUAUUUUUUAAGUCACUCAGUUUUUUCCCUCAAAGUGUUUCAGUACAGUGCACAACACCAACAUGUUACCUGUUUGGUUGCACUUUUAUUCUUAUAUUUCUAUUAAUCAGAAUCUAAUGAUAACUUCCAGUUGUUUUGUGGUUUAUAUAUUAACUAACUUUACUGUUGUUGAUAUUUAUUCAUGUUUUUGGACUCUUGUUGCCGCAGCAGUGAAUGUGUUUCUCUGCAGGAUCAAUAAACUUUGGUCUCAUUCUUGUUUUA
Molecule: messenger RNA, 1496 nt
Organism: Siniperca chuatsi (mandarin fish)
Lineage: Eukaryota; Metazoa; Chordata; Actinopteri; Centrarchiformes; Sinipercidae
Product: low affinity immunoglobulin gamma Fc region receptor II-like
Exons: 9
Coding region: 133-1029 (298 amino acids)
Biological process (GO): cell surface receptor signaling pathway
Molecular function (GO): transmembrane signaling receptor activity
Source: RefSeq, a predicted model, not a curated record